Hippoglossus stenolepis (Pacific halibut) is the source of this 4251-nucleotide messenger RNA. RefSeq names its product rho GTPase-activating protein 12. NCBI's taxonomy places the organism in Eukaryota, Metazoa, Chordata, Actinopteri, Pleuronectiformes, Pleuronectidae. The coding region runs from base 369 to 3053 and encodes 894 amino acids. Gene Ontology annotation, biological process: signal transduction; regulation of GTPase activity. The record is from RefSeq and is a predicted model, not a curated record. The transcript has 19 exons. Gene Ontology annotation, cellular component: cytoplasm. Gene Ontology annotation, molecular function: protein binding.
GUCAGCGGACGAUCUGUGUGUGUGAAGGUAGUUGCUGAAGUUGUGGGAGCGGGAGCGAGGACGCGAGGUGACGGGAGCGAGCAGCGGCUGGAGCGGAUCAUUACACCGGAGCACCGAGCACCGGAGAACAGGCCCGCGGACCCGCGGACCCACACGCCAACUCACCCCCAGGACACAGAGAGCCAGGGGAGGGGGACUCGGUGGACGCUCCACAGGGAAGUUACCGGGGAGUGGAACCGACGAGCCGCGGCGGGGCUCUGCUCUCCCGGCGGAGCGGCUCCCUCCCGGAGAGAAGGUCGGCUCAUGAAGCCAUGCUAAUAACCAUCAUCCUCUAGCGGUGAGCUGCCUGGUGGACAGACGGAGGCGUCAUGGCCGAGCUGCCUAUUGCCCCAGGAGAGGUCUACAUCGAGGUGGAGUAUGACUACGAGUACAAGUCCAAGGACCGCCUCAUCAACAUCCGGCAGGGGGACUGCUACAUGCUGGUCAAGAAAUCCAAUGAGGACUGGUGGCAAGUGAAAAAAGAGGAGGGGACUAAAGCUUUUUAUGUACCUGCUCAGUACGUCCGAGAGGUCCGCAAAGCUCUCAUGCCACCUCUCAAACCCAUCACCCAGCCGCCUGCCGCCACCGGCAACACACCUCCCCAAGGUGGGGGUGCCCUCUGGGUAAGGCCAACCAACCUGGAGCUGGGACUCCAGGACCAUCCUGCGGAGAGCCUUCACAGACACGAGUCCGGCUCUCACCCUCGGCGCUCGCCCUCGGCCCAAACUGCCUCUUCGGGGCACUUCAGUCCCCCCGGCUCGCGCAGGAACAGCUCCCACCGCCACACCCCCACCUCCCCCACCACCCCCACAGAACACGACCGAGCUCUGCACGACGUUCUUGUCCACGGUGGAGGUCCCAAGCCCAGAGGAAGCUCCAGCACUCUCCCACGUUCCCGAGCUCGAUCCCCAGAUAUGGCCAGGGCGCCGCUGGACGUUGACAGCACCCAACACUUUGACUCUGCAGAGGAAGAGAGACACACAAUCGACUCCGAGUCUGGAGAUGAACUGAGCAGCUCCUCCACUGAACAUCUCCAGACGGUGUCUUCAGGCCAAGGCCGCUCCGAGUCGCCUGUCUACACCAACCUCCAGGAGCUGAAGAUCACUCAGGCCAACCUGCCCCCUCUGCCCUCGGGCUCCCCCCUCCACACUCUGGGCGACUGGGAGACCUACAAGGACCAGAAUGGCCGACACUUCUACUGCAACCGCUGCACCCAGGAGAGGACCUGGAAACCUCCGCGAGCCAGGGACGCCAACAGCGGGAACUCCAGAGGAGAAAACCACAGCGCGGAAGAGAGCUCCGAGACGACUCCUCUGUCGCUCUCGCCGUCUUUCCUUCCGUUCCUCUCGCUCUCCAUCGGUCGACUUCAGCCUCUGCCGUCGGAGGACACCUGCUUCAGUACCUACUCUAGCCAGUCAGACAGUCAGUACGGCUCGCCGCCGCGUGGUUGGUCGGAGGAGAUGGACGAGUACGGCCACACGCUGUACGUCAGCGACUAUACAAAUGAGAAGUGGUUAAAACACGUUGAUGAGCAGGGUCGACCUUAUUACUACAGUGCAGACGGCUCCAGGUCAGAGUGGGAGCUGCCAAAGUACAACCUCUCUCCUCCUCAGCCGUCAGGAGAUGCUCCUAAAAGUCGCAGUCUGGACAGGAAACACAUGGAGCCCAUCGUCCUCACCAAGUGGAGACACAGCGCCUACGUCCAGGAGCCCAACGACAAGCGGCUGUUAAAAACCAGACGUUUCCGCGCAGUCUCCGCCCGUCUUCACCCGUACAAACACAAAGACGCUCCUCUGGGCCCCGUGCCCCCCUCUCCUGAUUCUGACUCCGGCCCUUCGUCUCCCAAGUCCCCCUCCUCUCUGUCUGAAAAGUGUGGGGUCCUGAAUGUGACCAAGAUCACUGAGCAUGGCAAGAAAGUACGGAAGAGCUGGACGUCCUCCUGGACGGUCCUGCAAGGACACACGCUGCUGUUUGCCAAAGAGAAGGGAGCCGGAAGCAGUUGGUUUGGAGGCAGUCAGUCCAAACCUGAGUUCACUGUCGAUCUGAGGGGCGGCUCGGUGGAGUGGGCGUCCAAGGACAAAUCCAGCAAGAAGCACGUAAUAGAGCUGAAGACUCGGCACGGCACGGAUCUGCUGAUCCAGUGGGACACUGACACCAUCAUCAAUGACUGGUACCGAGUGCUGCAGGAGACCAUCAGCACCCACGCCUGGGAGUCUGAUGAGGCCAUUGAAGAGGACUUGCCCGACUCUCCUGGUUUUGAGACGGGAGACAAAGAACAGAGAGACUCGAAGAAAGGCAGAGCCGUGAAGAGCUCCUCCAGCGUGGACACCUCCGACAACAAGAAGACCAGACACAAGCUGAAGAAGUUCCUCACGCGGCGUCCGACCCUGCAGUCCGUCAGAGACAAGGGAUACAUCAAAGAUCAGGUGUUUGGCUGCAGUUUGUCCAUUUUGUGUCACCGGGAGAACGGCACAGUGCCGAGCUUUGUGACGACGUGCAUCGACCAUGUGGAGACCAGUGGUCUGUGUGUGGACGGGCUCUACAGAGUCAGUGGAAACCUGGCUGUCAUACAGAAACUACGCUUUGCUGUCAAUCACGAUGAUGAGGUGAGCCUGGCAGACGGGAAGUGGGAGGAUAUCCAUGUGACCACUGGAGCUUUAAAGAUGUACUUCAGAGAGCUGCCGGAGCCGCUCUUCACCUACUCGUUCUUCCAUGACUUUGUCAACUCCAUCAAGAUGUCCGACUACAAGCAGAGAGUUCACUCCAUCAAAGAUCUGGUCCGACAGCUGCCAAAGCCCAACCACGACACCAUGCAGGUCCUCUUCAAACACCUCAGGACGGUGAUCGACCACGGUGAAGAAAACCGAAUGACCACCCAGAGCGUGGCCAUCGUGUUCGGCCCCACGCUGCUGCGACCUGAAACCGAGACCUGGAACAUGGCGGUCCACAUGGUCUACCAGAACCAGAUCGUGGAGCUGAUACUGCUGGAGUACGAGAACAUUUUUGGAAGGUAGACAGAAGAAGCCAGAGGACAAAGCCUAUGUAGACAUUUGUCUCCCCCAACGCAGAGCUCUUCUUCACCCGGCACGGCCCGGCUCUGCCCGGCCCUGGGGGGGGGAGGGGCAGCGGCUUAAUCUUCAUCUCAAACCAACCUGCGCUCACUGGCUUCUCCAAACUUCCACAAAUACAAACUCUUGGACCAAAGCCAACGCGAACGUCUCAUAAACCAAAAUAAAGAUGUAACUAACUAGCGACCCAAAAAAAAGGUUUUGCACUUUUUUCAGUAGCUCGUUUUCUCCUGUAGCUGCAGAGGUGACGACUUCCUGUCCCGACACUGGAUUCUUAAACGUAACGACACGCGGGCCACACACGCCUCCACUACUGCACAGGCCGACUGAGCAGCGGCGAGCCACAAUCCGUAACACGGGAGGUUUAUGACGCUGUUCGUACCGUACUGUAAAACCCAUGUAUUGACCCAUCACUCCUGAGGGAAACGACAGAAUAAACCUGCUGUUCAUCCUCUGCUUCGCUUUCGACAUUUUAACACUAAGAGGUGAAAGAAGUUGGAGCUCGACCGAGGAGAAGAAGGGGAUAUGAGGGCUUUUUUUAUUUUUUACUUUAAAGAACACUUUUGCCUCUUUCUGUAUUGAUCUCGUUCUUUUUUUUAAAUGCUCCGUUCUCCACCCUCCUCUUUCUCUUCCCCUUUUCCCUGGACCGGGGUCCUCAGAACACAUAAGAGGUUAUCGCCGCGCUCUGUAUUAUAUCUGCACGCCACCUUCAACAAUCGGCUUCUAGAACAAAUCAUCUCGCGGCGCUCGGUCAUCAACUUGAAAACAAAACAACGGUACUCAGCUGUUGCUUUCCUCGUCUACCGGACAUGAAAUGUUGAGGCACGCGGCCGUUAAACAUGUCUCCAUGGAUACAUUUGUACAGUGUAUAUGUGUGUGCAUGUGUAGGGGGGGGGCGGGGGCGGGUGGAUGUAUGAAUGGAUUUACUGAUGAUAUAUUGUACAAAAUAGUAAAAAUAAGUACCUUUGCCGGGAGUGUUAAGAAUAAGAGAAGAGGGAGAAAUCACUAACCGACGUGAGGAGUGAAGUGAUGAAGGGGAAGUGGAGGUUUACCUGUGAAUCAGGUCGAUGGAAGAUUGUGAAUGUAACUUUGCAAAGAAAAAGAUGUUGGCUUUAUCAAACUGGAAUAAAGGCCUGGAACAAGA